Molecule: messenger RNA, 2489 nt
Organism: Parathielavia appendiculata
Lineage: Eukaryota; Fungi; Ascomycota; Sordariomycetes; Sordariales; Chaetomiaceae
Exons: 1
Coding region: 253-2289 (678 amino acids)
Source: RefSeq, a predicted model, not a curated record
UGCAUCUUUUCCACGGUUGCGCCGCACCAGGCAACUGUCCUUCUGCCUUGUAGCUUGCGGACUCAGACGUGUCUCUGGCCGUCAACACUUUAAGUUGCCAUCGUCAGAAGCCCAUUAGUACCUCAGGUCUAAUCUGGUCUCUGUUGUUCCUUGGUUGCUCACUUUGUCAGUCAACACCGAGAGUCCGCAAGGGUAGAGGCUAGCAAUGCGCGAUCUGCUUUAGGAAUUUGACUCUCCCCGCCAUACCUCGAUAUGUCUGUAAAGUCCUCCUACCUCCCGCGCCUCGGGUUCUCGCGAGGUGACGAACCGAUCCUCCCAUUACACCACCGCAUGAGUCCCCCGAUUCGCAAACAGCCGAGCGAAUACGAUCUCUCCGAGCUUCCGCCUCAACCAGAUGACGAUCUUCUGGCAUCUAUGUCGAUGCACGAACGCAAAGCUCCUCGCUCCCGUCACCGGAGUCCCUCCCCGUCUGCAAGAUACAGCGACAGAGGAAGCACAGCUGGCUCCUCCAAGUCCCAGCCGAAGCAGCGCGUCCUGUUUGCCGGUCCACCCCCGCCCGUUGCUGUUUCACAGGUGCUAUACCGCGACGAAGAAGAAAGGGACACGCCACCCUCCCCUCCAGGCACUCUCGAAAGGGCGUCAUUCGCGCGCAACAUCAACAGCGUCCUCUUCGACCGCAGCUUCUCCUCACCCAACCGACCCCAACAACGAGACUACGACUACAGACCAGAACCCAUCUGGCACAACCUCCAACGUCGCGAACACGCCCUGCAAAGAGAUCUCCAACACCUCCUUGACGCGCAAUCCGCCGGCCUCGCAGCCAACCUAGACCCAAACGCGCCGUCCCCCUCGUCCGCCACAAGCGACCGAAGCGGCACCACCUCAACAAGCACCACCACCUCCACGCCACGCCGAAGCCACCACUACCACCCGGAAUUCGAGCACACAAUCACCACCUCCUCCUCAGGCACGCUCGUCCCCGUCCGCCAACCACAAUCCCCUAAAUCCCUCGGUCUGCGCGCCGCGCGCGCGUCGCUGGCACGCACCAUCACGCAGCUGGCAGACCUCAAAGCGGAAGAGGAUGCCCAGCUUACAACGGCACUCUCGGCACGCAAAAAGGCGCUCUCCCGACUCCGGCAGUGGACGGCGCAGCGGGCGGACAUUGCCGAGGAGCUGCGGGCGCUGGAGGCCGGGGACGGGGACGGGGAGCUGCACGAGCUGCGGGAGCUGGAGGCGGAAAGGAAGGCGGUGCAGCGGGAGAUUGUCGAGCUUGAGGAGCGGUUGGUUGGGUUGAGACGGCGGAGGACGGUGUUAGAUGGGAGGGUUGAGGAAGUCCGGAGUCGGCGGGAGGCUGGGUUGAGCGGGUACAGAGGGGCGUUGAGGGAGGUGGAGGGGAGAAUUGGCGGGUUGCUGGCCCGGCCUGGGGUGAGGCCUCUAGACGGGGAGUUUUUCUUUGCGGGUUUGGUCGGGGAUGGAGGUGGAGUGGGGGAGUCGCCUGGCGGGAUGGAGUUCUUACGGCUCAGGCCCGAGAGGCGGACGGCGGAGAUGGCGAGGGAGUGGUGGGAGAAGGAGGUGGGGAUAUUGGAGAGGAGGAAAGCGGAGGUGGAUAAGGAGAAGGCGGCGCUUGAGGAGGGGGCCGAGGUGUGGAAGGGCGCGGUGAAGCUUGUGUCGGAGUUUGAGGCGGGGUUAAGGAGGGAGAUGAGGGGCGGCGAGCACGAUGAGAUCAAGAGCAAUGGGAAGGGAAAGGCUAAGAAGGGCGAGUCAUCAACGCCACCGCCUUCUGAGCAGGCCAUGUACGCGCAGCUCGACAAGAUGCGCGCCGUCAUGGCUGGCUUGGACGAGAAGCUGCAUGUUGCGGAGGAGAACGGGUGGAACUUGCUUAUUUGUGCCAUUGGCGCGGAGUUGGAGGCGUUCCGGCAGGCCGAAGGCAUGCUGCGGGAGGCGUUGCGUUCUGCGGGCUUCGACAUUGGCGAAGACGACGCCGAGCAAGCAGGUUCCACGCCGCGGCUAGGGAGAUCCACAAGUCUAAUGAACUCGGGGCAGCGGAUGGAUGCGGCUGAGCCGAGCGGCGGCGGCAAAUUGUUGGAUUUGCACGACGGGCCAGACGAGGACAAGGAAGCUGAGAGCGAUAAUGACGUGCCUCGCGACUUGCUCGUGGCCGUCGAGGAGGAACAAGAGUUGGCGAAUCCAGCCUUGAACAGGGAGGACAGCAACGAGGUGCCAGCGGAGUUCUUGACGGAACACCAUGACGUUGGGGAGGGGUUUACCGGCUUCGGCGGCAUGACUUAGACAGCAUUAGCUGGCUUUUGGGUUCUAUGCCGGCGAGCAAGCUGCUGAGCGGCGCCAAACUGGAGCGGAGGCGACCUGUGUGGUACAGCUGUUACGGCAUCCGUUAAUGAGACAGGGGCUGCGCAAUGACAUAAAUACGAUUCGAUUGUUUUAGGUAUUUCCAUCUUCUCCGUUUUUGGCUACGUUCCUUACGGCUUAAU